This is a messenger RNA of Enterobius vermicularis (human pinworm), 438 nucleotides long. Lineage: Eukaryota; Metazoa; Nematoda; Chromadorea; Rhabditida; Oxyuridae. The record is from the annotation of a GenBank genome assembly.
AUGGGAUUUCCCUAUAUCAAACAGCUUUGCGAGCUCUCAAAAAAAGGAGACUUGGAAAGCAUCUGCCGUUUGAUAGACGAGCACAGAAAGGGCUCUGAUGAGGGUCAGAUCAAGAAAGCAAUGGAGAAGGCAUUGUUUAUAGCUUUUGAAUUCGGACAUCCGGAGAUCGUUCAAUUUUUUGUCAACUAUGGAGUCAAUGUCACUAUCAAAGAUGACGAUGGGAAAACUCCAAUGCAUUGGGCAGCAGAGAAAAGACACACAGAAAUUGUGAGGAUUUUGGUUGAAAAUAAUGCCGAUUUGAAUGCAAAAGAUUCAGAUAAGGUAACUUUAAUGCAUUGGGCAGCGGAGAACGGACGCACAGAAAUUGUGAGGAUUUUGGCUGAAAAUAAUGCCGAUGUGAAUGCAAAAAAUAAAAAUAAUGAGGUAAAGAACUGUUGA